UUGGUCACGUGAUUGUACUGACAACAUGCUCACUACAUUACCUACAACAAUAUUCAGUCACCAUUUGACGACAAAACGUCAAACUAUUUCAGUCAUCGCCUAGUGAAUCAGUCAGCUAGACAACGUCUAAUUGCUGACUGAAUUGUCUAGGUACCGGUGUGUCAUGGAGUUUCACAGUGCAGCACCAGACCAAUGUGUUUACAUCGACAGAGACGAGCUAACUAGAUUCGGAAACGAGCCAUCACUUUACAGUUUGCCAGGUGAUUAUACAAUUGAGAGGGAAGGAGAAUCCGGAGUCGUAUUUGCGAUGGAUACUCUAGAGGAGGCCGCUGAUAGGCUAGACGGGUCUCUAGCUGAUAAAGUCGACACGGAAAUCGGCAGGUUCUCUACUCAACUGCGUCUCAUUCUGGAACAACAGAGUACGGAAUACAGACAGUUGCUUCAGUCGGCGAGGACACCGAAGAUUGUUGUUGAUGACCAGUUGACUGAUGCCACACCACUAGACUAUGAUGGUGUAUGCACAAAUUGUGAUUGUUGUAGUUUGUCUGCUCACUGUCCUCUUCCACAUUCUCUAACUGGCGGGCACAUCUACGAUUUCUACCAUCCGACCGCUCAGUCCGCACUGCCAGCCGCACAAGCGGCCGACAGAGAGCACGAGCAGCAGCGAGAUGAAGAUAAUGAGGAGGCGGAGAUGUGGAAAUGUAUUGUCAGAAUGUUUGUUGCAGCUGGAAUGGUUGAGAAAACACUUAGAGAGGCCGGACUGCCCGAAUUCGUAUGACAAUAGAUUCUAUGAAUGGUCGCUACGCAUGACGUAAUGUUUGUGACACAUUGAGGUCUAAUCUAACUGUUCUU
Messenger RNA from Corticium candelabrum, 852 nucleotides. RefSeq lists its product as uncharacterized. The transcript is spliced from 5 exons. Lineage: Eukaryota; Metazoa; Porifera; Homoscleromorpha; Homosclerophorida; Plakinidae. The record is from RefSeq and is a predicted model, not a curated record. The coding region runs from base 164 to 778 and encodes 204 amino acids.